UCUUCCAGGCGCUGUUCAGAUGCUUUCCACCACCUUCAUUGGCUGCAUCAAAAUGUUUGUCCCCUGCUGUCUUUAUCAGCACAAGAGCCGUCUCUCCUACCCUCCGAAUUUCAUCAUGAUUAUGCUUUUCGUUGGACUGAUGCGGUUUGCAACUGUGGUUUUGGGGCUUGUCAGCUUGAAGAACGUGGCCGUUUCCUUUGCCGAAACCGUGAAGAGCUCAGCACCAAUUUUUACCGUUAUUAUGUCGCGUAUGAUUUUAGGAGAAUACACCGGGCUGUUUGUAAAUCUCUCCCUGGUCCCUGUGAUGGGCGGGCUGGCCUUGUGCACCGCGACCGAACUGAGUUUCAACAUCCUCGGCUUCUCGGCAGCCUUGUCGACGAAUAUUAUGGACUGUUUGCAGAACGUUUUCUCCAAAAAGCUGCUGAGUGGGGACAAAUACCGUUUCUCUGCUCCUGAGCUUCAGUUCUACACCAGCGCAGCUGCUGUGAUCAUGCUUAUUCCAGCUUGGGUCUUUUUCAUGGUGAGAUGUCCCUCCCACCCGGUACACACACACCCACACACACCAUUAGGGAAUGAGGUGGCACGUUGCUGUUUAUAUAAAACAGGCCACAACUGAGAUUCUGUCUUGUAGUGUAGUGUAGAAAUGCAGGUUUGGGGAAUGUUGUAAACGGUUGCAAGU
This is a messenger RNA of Notechis scutatus (mainland tiger snake), 679 nucleotides long. Lineage: Eukaryota; Metazoa; Chordata; Lepidosauria; Squamata; Elapidae. The record is from RefSeq and is a predicted model, not a curated record.